AUGAUUCCUUAUCCACGCUUUGAGCAAGCAGAUGAUUUCAAGAAUUUAAAGCCACCAUACCUCGUAGCGAAGGGAUCCGCGGGAAAUUCGAGAGUAAGUUGCACGCGCCACCCUUGUUCAUGCGCCGCAUCCAGUUGCACAGUAAUCGAAUUGCAUAUGCGUUUCUCCCACAUAAUCGUACUUUUGCUAUCAGUUAUGGUCGCAACAGCACUGGAACAGCAGCUUCUUUUGAUUCGACCGAAACGUCAGUUUGGAUGGGGUGGUGGUUAUCGACCAUACUAUGGCGGCGGGUUUCGACCACCCUAUGGUGGCGGAUUUCGACCACCCUAUGGCGGUGGAUUUCGACCACCCUACGGCGGCGGAUUUCGGCCACCCAUCGAUAUUGGACAAGUGCCGAUGCCCCUCAGUGGUUGA
Molecule: messenger RNA, 414 nt
Organism: Necator americanus (New World hookworm)
Lineage: Eukaryota; Metazoa; Nematoda; Chromadorea; Rhabditida; Ancylostomatidae
Exons: 5
Coding region: 1-414 (137 amino acids)
Source: RefSeq, a predicted model, not a curated record